Molecule: messenger RNA, 4561 nt
Organism: Trichoplusia ni (cabbage looper)
Lineage: Eukaryota; Metazoa; Arthropoda; Insecta; Lepidoptera; Noctuidae
Gene: Vps15
Product: phosphoinositide 3-kinase regulatory subunit 4
Exons: 28
Coding region: 350-4456 (1368 amino acids)
Biological process (GO): protein phosphorylation; autophagy of peroxisome; macroautophagy
Cellular component (GO): phosphatidylinositol 3-kinase complex, class III, type II; phosphatidylinositol 3-kinase complex, class III, type I; nucleus-vacuole junction
Molecular function (GO): protein binding; ATP binding; protein serine/threonine kinase activity
Source: RefSeq, a predicted model, not a curated record
AGGCGGAAUAUAAAACCUAUCGAACUUUGGCACUAAUAAGCUUUUGCGUUUAACGAAACGUUCCCGUCAAUCAUUUUUCUGUAUUGUCAGCUGUCGUUAAUGUCAACAGAAGCCAGUUGUCAAACACGCAAUUUUGCUUUGUUUUGAAAUAAAUUGCACUUUUUCUUUGAGUAAUUAGAAAAGUAUUGCAAAUCACGUUCAAUAGUUAAUUCUGUCAAUAAUAAGGAGUGUAACAUUUGUGUUCAUUACAAGACUGGAAGAAUUCUGCGGAGUGACAUUAAUAAAAUUUGUGUGUGUUUAGGAACGAUAUGUGUUAAACGCAAUAUCUAUUUAGUUUUAAUAUUACACAAUGGGGAAUCAGCUGGUUGGUGUAGCUCCAUCACAGAUCUAUCCAGUGGAACACUACCUGAGUGAUCAUGUUGACUUAUCGUUUGACCAGAGCCUCGGCUCAACACGGUUCCUCAAAGUGGCGAGAGCCAGGUCUCGCGAAGGGCUCGUAGUUGUGAAGGUGUUUGCGGUACAUGAUCCAUCAUUACCGCUAGCUGAGCACAAGGAACGCAUACUGAAGAUUAAAGAACAGUUGGCUUCCGCAUUCAACUGUUUACCGUUCCAGAGGGUUAUUUUAACAGAUAAAGCUGGUCUUUUAAUGCGGGAGUACUGUAAAUGCAGCGUGUAUGAUCGCAUGUCCACGCGCCCGUUCCUCACGGUGCUGGAGAAGAAAUGGAUCACCUUCCAAGUCCUGUAUGCUCUGCAUCGGAUGCACAAGCUUGGUAUAUGCCAUGGAGAUAUCAAAUUAGAGAACAUAAUGGUGACCUCCUGGCUGUGGGUGCUGCUCACCGACAUCGCGUCCUUCAAGCCGACCUUUCUCCCUGAUGACAACCCUGCGGACUUCAGCUACUUCUUCGACACUUCUAGAAGAAGACUGUGCUAUGUUGCCCCCGAGAGAUUUGUCAGAGCUCCUGACCCACAUAAUAGGCCAGCGGGUGACGAUAAAAUGGGUGGUCUGUUGCUAAGUGAAUCACCUUGCAAAGUAGGAGAACUUGUGCCAAGUAUGGAUAUAUUCUCAGCGGGUUGCGCCCUCCUAGAGCUCUGGAACGACGGCACUCCCGCGCUGGACCUCCCGGGGCUGCUCGCGUACCGGAACGGCGAGGAGCGCCCCGCCACCAUGACCCUCAGUGCGGACGACCACCAGCUGCGCGCGCUGCUGCAGUCCAUGACCGAGAGGAACCCUCGGGACCGGAGGUCGGCAGAGUUGUAUCUGGAUGAGGCUAGGGGCAAACUAUUCCCGGAAUACUUCUACUCGUUCCUUCAAUCGUACAUGCUGAUAUUCUCCGCGCAACCCAUCUUACCACCUGACGAGAAAAUCCUUCGCAUACACCAAGACAUAAAGAACAUUAUCAAGAUAUUCACUCAACCCUCCGACGCUAAGAACUACCAAGAUUUAGUAGAAGAGACCACUGAACACCAAAACGUCGAUAAUAUAGACAAAUUGAAGGAUAAAUUUAAAGUCCUGAAUAUUAAUACUACGGAUUUUGAUGAGGAAGAUCGGGCUCCUGAACGAAAGGAUUUAGGCCCCGACAGUGAGGGGUUGAUAUUGAUAACGUCGUUGGUGACGUCAUGCAUUCGAGGGUUGCAUCAUUGUACCUCGAAGUUGUAUAGUCUUGAGAUUUUGCAGCUGCUCUGCGAGAAUUCUAGUUCGGAGACUAUUUUGGAUCGUAUUUUGCCUUAUAUAAUCCACCUCUCCCACGACAGUGUGUCCCGUGUCCGAGCCCGCGCGGUCUCGACCUGCGCCCGCGCAGUGGCCCUAGUCCGGGCCUUACCCAACGCGGACUGCAACGUGUUCCCAGAGUACAUACUGCCGGAGCUAGCUCCCCGCGCCAACGACCCUAGUGUACCUGUCAGGAUAGCUUAUGCUAAUAAUAUUGCUAAGCUGGCAGAAACCGCUGUCCGCUUUCUAGACCAGACUCAGAACAUGGUGGAGAAGGAGGCUGCCAAUAUUAACUACGAGACUGAACUGUCCGCGCUACACGAAAUGGUCCGAUCAACAGUGUCGUACCUGCUGACGGACUCACAGGCGGUCGUGAAGCGAGCGCUCGUUGAGAACGGGAUCACCAAGCUGUGUAUAUUCUUUGGGAAACAGAAAGCGAACGACGUGAUCCUCUCCCACAUGGUGACGUUCCUGAACGACAAGGAGGAGGCGGGGCUGCGAGGCUGCUUCUUCGAGCGCGUGGUGGGAGUGGCCGCCUACGUGGGGCACCACGCCGCGCCCAUACUGGUGCCGCUCAUGCAGCAGGGUCUAACAGACCAAUCGGAGUGGAUAAUCGCAAAGGCUCUCCGCGCGACCACGAACCUGGCGGAGUUGGGGCUGCUCCCCAAGCAGGCGCUGUGCGACCUGGUGGCAGAGAGCGCCGUCUUCCUGGCACACCCUAACUUAUGGAUCCGUCACGAAGUGUGCGGCCUGGUGUCGUGUGUUGCCAGCCUGCUCAACCCGAUUGAUGUCAACUGCAAGAUACUACCUCUCGUCUGGCCACAUCUCAAACAUAAACUUAUACAGUCCCCCGGCGCGCAGGUGGAGCGGGCCGAGCUGGUGCUGGAGAGCCUGGCCGAGCCCAUCCCGCGCAAGGUGCUGGACGCGGUGCUCAGGCAUGGCGACGUGGACCGCCUGGUGCACACGCUGCGCGAGAGGAGGAACACCAGGCUCAAGGUAAAGCAGGGUACAGUGCCACAAUAUUCUGAGAUGGGUCAACAACUAAGGAACUUGUUUAGAAGACUGGCGUCCGAUGGUAUGACGGAGCAUGUUGAAAAUCAACUUCUUGCAAUGAGUGCGCAUCUGAUCAAGAUACAGGGAUCGUCAACACAACAUAUAACAGAAGCUCCAGGACGUCUCGUACUCCAGAACACCUGUAUAUCCAGAGCGGUACAGCUGGACACGGGGUCAGCGGACAACAUGCAACAUGUCGACAAAAUGUACGCGUCACAGAACAGACGCACUCACAAGACGUCGGUCUCGCACGAGACACACAUGAACACCGAGUGGCAACACAUGUUCGGGCAGUCGCAUGAACAGCAUUCCAGGGUGGCAGAGAGUUCAGUAGCGGGCGGCAUGGCGGGCGGAGCGGGUUCACAAGCUAUGUCCACCGCGCCGCAUCACUCGCAGCUAGCACACAGCGCCAGCUAUGUACAGUAUAGCAUGGCUCCCUGUCGCGUUGAGCUGAGGGACUUAACAGCGAGAAUGCAACAGAAAUAUCAGAAAUCAUUAAGGAGUCACGAUGACCCGUUAGACAACAACGAGGACUCCAUGCCGCCGGCGGGCUGGCGCCCGGGGAACCAACUGCUCGCCUACCUACACGAACACAAAGCCCGUGUGAACCAGCUAGUAGUGCUACCAGCCCAGCGCUCCCUGUUCGCGUCAUGCGCGGACGAUGGUACGGUGAGACUGUGGGACGCCGCCAGGCUGCACACACAUGCGCAUAUCAACAGGUCAAAAUCCAUGUACAAUAGGAACGCCGGCCCCGUCCUGUCUAUAGCGUCGUGUGAAGCCGGCCAGUCGUUAGUGGCUGCCACACAGGAGUCUGUCUUCGUUCUAAGGGUGGACAGUGCAUCAUCCCGUAUGAACCUGUCCCAAGGCCGGCAGUUAGAGGGCGACGGUGAUGACGCGGUGUGUGUGGCUGCGCCCGCGCAUGGCGCCGUCAUAUCGUACGCGACACUGCUAGCUAACAUCGUGGGCUGGGAUCUAAGGGCGCCAGGCAAUGCUUGGAAGCUGCAUGGCGACCUGAAGCAGGGCGUGUACACGUGCCUGUACGCGGCGCCCAGCGGGUACCUGGCCGUGGGCACGUCCAGCGGGGCCGUUUGCGUCUGGGACCUCAGGUUCCAUCUGCCCAUCACCUCCGUCAAGCAUCCCAACUCGGAGCGCGUCCGUCGCAUCGUGGGCAGCGGCAGCAGCGGCGCGGUGUGGGCGGCGGGCGCGCGCGACGCGGCCGCCUGGAGCCUCGAGUCCACGCAGCGCACGCACGCGCUCUGGCCCAGCAACAACGCCGUGCAGCCGCUGCAGUACACACCCGCGGCAUCGCACUACAUUAGCUCGAUAUACUGCGGGUCUCGCGAGGGCAGUCGGUUCGUGGUGACGGGCGGCUCGGACCUCAGGCUCCGCUACUGGGACCUGGAGCACCCUGAGGACUCCUACAUACUGCUGCACGCGCAUAAUGAUAGCCUCAGGCACUCGCCGAACUCUAUCAAGUAUAGGAGUCGCAUAAUAGACGGUACCACAGUCAUCCAAGAAUGCUGCAAGUUAAACCCCUCAACGCCAUCAGCUAUUCUAGAAGACAAUAUCUACCGUAGCGUCGAAUCCCGCUCUUUUUACCACACGGCUCCCAUCACAGAUUUAGCCGUGGUUGAUGGUAGCAAGCCUUAUUUAGUCAGUGCAGCCGCUGAUGGAGUCAUCAAUGUGUGGAAGUAGCUAAGUGACUUUGUGACUUAAGUGCAGAACGUGGAAGUCUAGAUUUGAAUGUGUAUUGGGAAUUAGGUGGUAAUAGAAUAAAGUGUCAUUUCCAGUGUGUUGGGA